AUGAGUCCCAACAAGGGAGGAAGGCCCCGCAAUGCCUGGACAUCCUCUCGAAUGAGGAAACUUGUUCGACUAUACACUUUAACGACCCUUAAUAUGCAUGAGAUUGUGAGCGUUCUGAAAGCUCAUGAGUUCGAUCCGUCGUCUCGCGAUGUUCAGAAGAAGCUCCGGGAGCUCUUUCCUAGAGACUACACAAAGUGCCACAAGUCCUUUCGUCCCCCCAAGGAUCGACCAAUCCAGUUCCGUCUGGAAAAGCUACGAGCGCAACGGCGUGAGGGAGCAUUAAGCGAUCUAAAUCAAUGUGAUGAGGGUAGAAGCUUGAUCACAAACCCGUCGGGGGCACCGAAUGAUCCAGAGACAUUCGAAGGAGUAGGGACGGCUUUCCGUGGCUACUCGGGCUCUGGAGAACUUGCUGCACCAUACACGUUUAUCCAAGUUACAGUUGGUUGCGGAACUCAAUCGACGAGAACAGACGCUCAAGCACAGCAGACAUCGACAACUGUAGCUCAAGAGGACCUGUCGUCUACAGGUAGCCAGUCACGACUGUCUCUCAUCAGCAUCAAAUCUCUCAAAGAGAGAGUGAAGAGAUCGAGCUCGUUCAUACAACAUGUUCAUUCUGUGUUGCGCUUUUCAUCUACCAACUCCUGGAGAUCAAGUCUAUCCUUUCGCUCUAGCGUGGUCUCGCUGGAUUAUUCAUCGUGGGUACAUUCCUUCACCGAACAUCCCAUUGCCGGCCCUCAAAUGUCGGAGCAACAAACUCUAGCUUCAAGUUCAUCUGGGUUAAGAGAGGCAGAGACUGAGAGGAUGAUGGCACCGCACUGUUAUUCUACCGAAAAUGACAAACCUGCUUGGCAUGAAGAGCUCUGGAUGGAUAUACGCAACAGACACGUAUGUUCAGAGGACGAAAGAUUGAGCUUAAGACAUCGGCCUUGUUAUUGUGGUCGGCAAGAAAGUCACCUCAGAGCGUUGCAUGGGCAAGAUGUGCUCGAUGCUAACACUCGCGACUUCUUUGGCAAUACACCACUACAUUUCGCUGCAAUUUCAUGGAAUCGAGAUUGCAAUUUAUUCAUCAAAAUCAUCGAUAACGGCACCGACGCUCGAUCAGUGAACACUUCUGGAGAAACCUUCCUUCACACUCUGUUUCAUUCCAUAACUAUAAGAGAUUUACUGGCAUGGACCGAUUUGCUGAUUUAUCUCGAGAAGCUUAGCUUCCCAUUCUCAGCUCAGGAUUACCACGGACGCACGGUAAUGCAUGUUUUAUUCGAUAGCGACUAUCGGAAGCUGAAGAAACUUCCAUCCAAGCAGGUUCAUGCUUUGUUCGAAGCCGUAAAGAUUAUGAAGCCGAGGCUCGACAUAAUGGAUAAUCUAGGCCAUACAAUCAGUGAUUACUUAUACGACCCUCCUCCGAAUCAUAUGCUACCUGGUGGAAAAGCUAAAGCGACAAGCAUCACUGACAUAAACUUCAUUGGCAGUUUGUCGAAACUCCAACACAAUUUGGAGUCUUGGACUGAUUGGCUUGGCAAUACAGGAACUUAUUCUUGGCUUGACUCUGACGGCAACACUCCUCUUCACGCAUUGAUCAAGACUUUCCCUGCGGCCGAUAAUGAGACAGUGCUGGAAGGCAUUAUUCGCAAGUUGUCUCGAGCUGGCACAUGCAUUCACAUGCGAGACCGGACAGGAGAAACUGCGCUUGCUAUUGCAGUUCGAAGAGGUUUUCGCCCCGUCAUCACAACACUCGUGGAUCUUGGAGCUUCGAUACAUUGCAGAGACUAUGUGGGCACAGGAGUACUCGUCCGUGCACGCAAACAUCUUCGCAAGGCCUUAAAGAAAGAGGACAUGAAGCUCUAUUCAAGGAUCUUAAGUGUUGUUACUUUGCUUGUUGACUUGGGCGCGGUCAAAUACCCUAUCGGCGUGGAAUGGGCAGUGCCUUCCUCGUUGCUCGCUCGAAGACCAAGGCUUGGUCAUAUAUUAGCUUUGAACUCGAGAGGUGACCGGAUCAUGAGGGAAGCGGGACUGUAAGAGGGGUGCUCCAGGAGAGCCGCAUGUAUUUGAAUAUAUACAACAAAUGUCUGGAAAUGAAACCAAGUAUACCGGAUCAAUGGUCUUCUCAAACAACAUCUUGUAAGCGAAUGGAGGUAGGAAAGGCGUUGGGAACCCAUGUCUCAUAAGAAAUUAAUACCUUUCCCUGGACCCCUACUUUUAGCGUGCUCAAAUGCAAUAUUGUAGAGGGGGUAAGAACAUGAACCAGCAGUACGCGAAAACAACCAAAACAACAACAAGUAGGCACUGCGCGAAGCAGACCACUAUUCGCAGUAGUAGAAUAGGUUUAAAACAUCAUAAAAAGCAUUCGAAAGCAUAUCACUGU
Mollisia scopiformis is the source of this 2362-nucleotide messenger RNA. Its product is annotated as ankyrin. The coding region runs from base 1 to 2016 and encodes 671 amino acids. The record is from RefSeq and is a predicted model, not a curated record. Gene Ontology annotation, molecular function: protein binding. The transcript is spliced from 4 exons. Lineage: Eukaryota; Fungi; Ascomycota; Leotiomycetes; Helotiales; Mollisiaceae.